GGUCGGAGAGAGAGAGAGAGAGAGAGAGAGAGAGAGAGAGAUAAGAGCAAAUAAAAGUGGGUGAGAGGAAGAAGAGAAGAUAGAAGAAGGGGCGGAAGGAGGAAGCGAAGGUAGUUUGAGCGUCUAUCACGUAUGUUCGUAUCAUCGUUGUACGUACCGGCGACGAAACGAGGAAGAAAAUUAGUUUUCGGUUUAGUGAAACUCUUGGGGACGUCGAAAGAUCGCGAAGAAGAACGUGCAACGGUUGAUUAUUUUCGUAAUAUCGAUCGAGAAACUUUUCACCUUUGCAUGCAUUCCCGACACCCUUUCUCUUCGUUUUCCUUCGAUAAUCAGUAGUUCCGUUGACCGAUUCGACCGACUACCUUUGUCAUCGGAGCUCCCUUAGUGUGUUUCGAUUAGAUCAGAAAAAUAAAAGAUUUCGACAAAUUCCUGGGAAGAAGAAAAAGAAGAAGGAGAGAGAAAGAGAAAGAGAGAGAGAGAGAGAGAGAGGAGGAGGAGGAGGAGGAGGUGGAGGAGGAAGAGAAAAACGCUUUAGUGGGAUCGAUAGAUCGAGCGUAGGGGCUACAACACUGUGACUCGCGAUCGUGGGUGUGGGUGUUGGGUGCGAGUGUGCUUUCCCAGCCGCGUGUGCCUGCUUAGGUGCGUGCGUGUGUGCGUGCGUGAAGAGAAGAGGAGGCGACGCGUGAAGACGACGACGACGACGACGACGACGACGACAACAACGAAGACGAGGACGGCGGCGGCGGCGGCGGCGGCGGUGGCGGCGGCGGUGGCGGCGGCGGCGGCGGCGGCGGCGACAACGAGGAGGACAACCACGACGACGAUCAAGACGACUACUACUAUUAAAGGUGGGACAAAGCGAACAGUAUCGGCUUCGAAAGGAAGAAAAAGGAAGAAAAGCGUACACCUUUUUAGAAGAAGGAUCACACGUUCUUGCUCGAGCCGACGGGAUGGAAGGUAGUUCUCAGCCACCGCCGUCAUCAUCGGAUAUAAUGAUGGGAAAGGAGAACGAGGAAGAAUCAAAGAUACGUAGAACCGUCGAAGAGUCUGCUGCUGCUGCCGCUGCCGCCGCUGCUGCAGCUGCCGCCUUGGUGACCUCCUCUUCUGUCUCGUCCUCCUUCUCGUCCUCCACCUCGUCCUCCACCUCUUCUUCCUCUUCCGUCUCGUCUUCGUCGCCAUCCUCCGCCUCCUCUACCUCCUCUUCUUCGUCUUCUUGCUCCUCCUCUUCCUCCUCUUCUUCCUCCUCCUCCUCCUCCUCUUCCAUAUCCUACUGGUCAAAUUCACCUGAUGCAACGUUACCGAACGAACCGGACUAUCGUGGCCGGGCUUCGAGUCUAAGGUCUAAUUCUUCUUCCCCGAUCCCAACCACAUCUCCGUCCCCGCCAGGGUGUGGCUGCGUCGCAGCCGCAGCCGUCGAACCCGACGAGAUCACCAUCAGCAUCACCCCGACGACCGGUGGACAAUUUGAUCUUACGGUCGAUCGUUCUGAAACUAUCGAAAAUCUUAAGAAGAUCAUUUCAAAGAGACUCAAGGUCGCUAAAGAACGCAUCUGUUUGUUGCACCUCGAGAGACAGCUACGCGAUGGAACUCUCGAGGAAAAUCGUUUGCAAGAUGGAAGUAGGCUCACGUUAUUGCCAAGCGUGGAAACAGGAUUAUUGGCACAACGUCCAGAGCAAAGCGUGAUGCAAGCAUUGGAGAGUUUGAACGACUCGCAGGUGAACGACUUCUUGUCUGGAAAGGCACCUCUGAAUCUGACGAUGCGGUUGGGCGAUCACAUGAUGCUGAUUCAACUGCAGUUAUCGACGGUGAGAGUGCCUUUACCAGGUAGCAAUCAAACGAACAGCAGCGGUACUAGCUUGACCGUCGGCGGAAACAACGGCGGUGGAAACGGGCCGAAUCUUUCGACGAAUCACGUUUCGCCCUCUCUUCAAAGUAGGCGAUCAACGGUGUUGGCGGCACGUUCUACGGCGAGUACUUCGGCGAAACUUCAACGAGGAAGCGCAGCAGCCCGUACGUCCUCCCUCGUAAGCCGUUUGGCAUCGGCUUUACAUGCUGCGGCGAGCUGCAGCACAAGUUUAUCGACAGCGACCAAAACGACAAGUUCAGUCUGUUCCAGUCGCGCUACCACUGCGUUUUCGGCUACCAACUGUUCGAGUAUGUGCCAGUCUCGACUCCUCUACCAUCAUCAUCGUUACCACAAUCAUCAUCAUCAUCAUCAUCAUCAUCACCACCACCAUCACCGCCAUCAUUCGAGGUAUAAGCCAACUUGUACCUCGUCCUGUACUUCUCCCUCUCCUUCAACGUCCUCUCCUUCUUCUUCUUCCACCUCUUCUUCCUCCUCCUCCUCCUCUUCCUCUUCGCUACCCUCAUCUCUCUCCUCACCCUCCGGCAUCAUCUCCUCUUCUUCAACCACCUGCUCCACUACUACUGCCGCCGCCGCCGCCGCAGCCGCAGCCGCUGCCGCUGCCGCUGCCACUAACGCUGCCACUGCCGCCGCCGCUGCCGCCGCCGCCGCCGCCGCCGCUGCUGCUGCUACUGCUGCUGCUGUUGCUACCACUACUACUACUACUACCUCAUCCUCGACCAUUUCCAUCGACCAUUUGCAACAAUCUACCUCCAUCAAUUAUACUUGCUCCGAGUCAACCUCCUCGUCGUACGACGCUACGACGCCAGCGAGCAAAAAGCUUUGCACCGCUCAUCACGUGCAUCAAUCGACGCUCGAAACAUCGAGGAGAAACGGAGAGGAUGGCGGGGAUAUCACGUCGCAGACUUCUCCUCUACCCUCCCUCAUGGACAAAGGUGCCAAGCUCGCCCUAGACACCCGAGCAUUAGCCGAGGCAUCCCGUAAUUUGACGCAGAAACUGAAGCAGCUCUCCUCUGAGGUAUUCACCUCGCGGGUCGACCUCGCAGAGGAAAACGCGAGACACAGGCAAGGAGCGAUGAUAGAGAGUAUGCAUCAUCAUGGGAAAGGUGUAUAUUCUGGAACCUUCAGCGGGACCAUCAAUCCAGCGCUUCAAGAUCGACAUGGUCGUCCCAAACGAGAUAUUAGUACUAUUAUUCAUAUCUUAAACGAUUUGUUAUGUGCUACACCAGCUGCUACAGCAGGACACUAUAGGCAUCAUCAUAGGCAUUCGAAUAGCCGUCAACAAUGUCCUUCUGCAUCUAACGGAGUACCAACUUCAGGAACUGGAACUACUGUUGGUGUGGGCUGUCAUGAUUCAACCACGUCUGGACAUUCUUUGGAAGAAUUAUCGAAGGAAAACGAAGCUACUAAGGGAAAAAUGCGGCGUCUGCGUUUAGUCAUGGAACAACGUCGUACCAAAAGAAAAGCUAGACGGGAAGCACGUGCAGCACCGCACUCUGCACAAUGGGCUGCUAUGACACCCGAUCCUAUUUCAAAUCAUGAUGCAAGUGCUACAACAGCAUCUACUUCGAGCAACUCCAAUACGGCUGAAUCGCAGAACGAACCGGAUCUUCAACCGUGUAGUCCCGAACCAGUUGUUGCUUGAAUUUAUUAUUAUUAUUAUUAUUAUUAUUAUCAUUAUUAUUAUUAUUCUUUAAAUUCAUCCUAUAAUAUUAGUACUUUUGGUUAAAUGAGUAUAACGAGCCUCGUUGGAUAUAUCACACUGAUUUAUUACUGUAGGUGUUGGAGCCCUGAUUGAUUGUUAAUUCGAUGCGUCGUGUACAUACGUAUCUAUUAAGUUUUGCAAACGAGUUAAAUCGUUAUUUCUAAAAUACGAUUUUUAUAAAUAACGAGAUGACAUAUUGGAUAUUGUUACGUAGCUCGCGGAUUUAAAUGAUUAUCUAUGUUUUUUUUUUUUUUUUCCUUACUUUUUUAUAUAAGAUCGAGAAAACACAUCACGAUUGAUGUAUCUUGCAAUUUGUUGUUGUUACGUUGGUCUCAAAGCAAAUGCAAACAGUUAAAUCGUU
Messenger RNA from Vespula pensylvanica (western yellowjacket), 3930 nucleotides. Its product is annotated as midnolin-A-like. The transcript is spliced from 5 exons. Gene Ontology annotation, molecular function: ice binding; protein binding. Lineage: Eukaryota; Metazoa; Arthropoda; Insecta; Hymenoptera; Vespidae. The coding region runs from base 951 to 3509 and encodes 852 amino acids. The record is from RefSeq and is a predicted model, not a curated record. Gene Ontology annotation, cellular component: nucleus.